AUGGCGGCGGCGGUGGCGGUGGCGGUGAUCGCUCUUGUGCUUCUACCCGUCGGCGGGCGCGGCGAGGAGAGGCCCACCGCAGCGCACCCGCACGGGCUCCCCUUCGAGAGCCCGCUUGCUCUGUCUCCAGCUGCUUACGACUUCUUCCACCCCAGCGCGCGCACCCGUCGAGCUCAUCACGGCGUCGCGCCGGCGCCGGCGCUCGCGCCUCGCGUACAGCAGCAGCAGCAGCAGCUGAGGGAGUCGGCGGUCAGAGGAACGUCGUCGGCGGGCGUAGCGAAGGCCGACCAGGAAGAAGGGGCGGCCGUGGCGCCCGUGGAGACGCGCCGGCGCCACAACCACACGGUGACAGGCGUCUUCGUCGGCGCCGCGGCGGCCGCGCUGGUGGCUGUCGGCGUGGCCUACGCCGUGGUGCGGAGCCGGGUCGUGGCGGCGCGCGGUGGCGCGGGCGCGGCCGCGCCCAAGUCGACCGCGUAG
Miscanthus lutarioriparius is the source of this 477-nucleotide messenger RNA. The record is from the annotation of a GenBank genome assembly. NCBI's taxonomy places the organism in Eukaryota, Viridiplantae, Streptophyta, Magnoliopsida, Poales, Poaceae.